UGACGUCACGAACAUCAGUCCACGGAGUUGAGGGGUUGAUGCUCGUCUUCGACUCAAUCUGAAUGACCACCAGCAACAGAGGUGGUGGGGCGAAGAGACCAUUUUCCCCCCAUACUUUUUUGUUUUCUUCUUUGACUUCGAACUGUAUCGACGGCUGUGAGGGCGGACAAAGAAACGGCCACCCCGCAUGGUUUUGUGCACACAGACUCCCCGUUUCUUCAUCUCUGCAUGUGAAGCAAGGAUAGCUAACAGAUGAUCAAUUCCGUUUGCUAGCCUGUUAUCCAUGUAUCAAAAGAACUCGUAGCAAACCCAAGGCUGGCAAAGCCUUGGUUUUUGCUUUGAGAGAAUACAUCGUUUUUUUAUUCUCGUAGUGUGCACAAUCUCUUGCAGCUUGAUUGCGCAUAGCAGAAAGCGCAUACAGAGGAGCAUCGCCGGGGCACGGCAACAUCGCAGCUUCCCCGCUUGACAGGAUCUAAAAACGAUUGAUGAAUAUUAUUUAGUCUUGUUUCUUAUCUUACAAGAUGUUGCGCGCCACAGUCAACAUGUUGGCAAUAGGGCUGCUUUUCGUUGGAUUUUUGCACAGUUCGGAGGUAAUCGUUCCAGCUCGAGCCAUUGACGCCCCGAAGACCUGCAGCCCCAAGCAGUUUGUGUGCAAGGACCAGGUGACCUGCAUCUCCAAGGGCUGGCGCUGUGACGGGGAGAAGGACUGUCCGGAUGGCUCGGAUGAGGAGCCUGAUGUCUGUCCACACAGUCGUGUGUCGCGCUGCCCCCCUAAUGAGUUCAGGUGUGGGGGGACGGAGGUGUGUAUCCACAUGAGCAAACUGUGCAACGGAGUCCCUGACUGCAUCGAUGGCUGGGAUGAGGGGCCUCACUGCAGAGAGUUUGCCUCCAACUGCACGCUCUUGGGUUGCCAGGACAACUGUUCGGUCACCCACUCUGGGCCUGCCUGUUACUGUAAAAGUGGCUAUGAGAUCGGCGUAGAUGGCAAGACGUGCAAAGACUUUGAUGAGUGCGGUGUGUAUGGGACCUGCAGUCAGUCCUGUACCAACACUGAGGGCUCAUACAGCUGCAGCUGUGUGGAAGGUUACCUGCCGCAGCCCGACAACCGCUCCUGCAAAGCCAAAAACGUCCCAGUGGAUCGUCUGCCCAUGCUGCUCAUCGCCAACUCCCAGAACAUCCAGGCCACCACUCUGAGCGGCACCACGGUCCACAGCCUGCUGUCAACCAGCACCAAGCAGACCACCGCCAUGGACUUCCUGUACGCACAGGAAACAGUCUGCUGGAUCCAUGUGGGAGACUCGCCGGUCUCCACACACCUCAAGUGUGCCAAGAUCCCCAACCUGAAGAGCUUCACAGAUGAGAGGAUCAUCAACAUCUCUCUCAGCCUUCACC
Molecule: messenger RNA, 1392 nt
Organism: Osmerus eperlanus (European smelt)
Lineage: Eukaryota; Metazoa; Chordata; Actinopteri; Osmeriformes; Osmeridae
Product: low-density lipoprotein receptor-related protein 1-like
Exons: 6
Cellular component (GO): plasma membrane; signaling receptor complex
Molecular function (GO): low-density lipoprotein particle receptor activity; protein binding; calcium ion binding
Source: RefSeq, a predicted model, not a curated record